AUGUCGAACCAAGGAUCGACUUUGCAGAAUUACAACAGCGAGCUUGUUAAGUGCAUUGAGGAUUUGAGGGAAAAGCGUGAGGAACUAAACCGGCAGAUACUCAAGGAGGAAGAGGACAAGGGUAAGAUCCAGAAGGAGCUGGCGGUGCUCACGGAUCGUCUCCAAAGAAUAAACGAAUCCCUCGUUCGUAAGACCCAAGCCCGGAACGAAUACGACAAGACCAUUCAAGAGACGGAGGCCGCCUAUAUGAAGAUCCUUGAGUCCAGUCAGACGCUACUCCACGUGCUAAAGAGGGAGAGUGUGAACCUAACGAAGAAGAAACAAGUGUCGGAUUGA
Molecule: messenger RNA, 336 nt
Organism: Perkinsus marinus ATCC 50983
Lineage: Eukaryota; Perkinsozoa; Perkinsida; Perkinsidae
Product: 13 KDA deflagellation-inducible protein, putative
Exons: 3
Coding region: 1-336 (111 amino acids)
Cellular component (GO): centrosome; ciliary basal body
Source: RefSeq, a predicted model, not a curated record